Messenger RNA from Fimicolochytrium jonesii, 3538 nucleotides. Its product is annotated as Cse1-domain-containing protein. NCBI's taxonomy places the organism in Eukaryota, Fungi, Chytridiomycota, Chytridiomycetes, Spizellomycetales, Powellomycetaceae. The record is from RefSeq and is a predicted model, not a curated record. Gene Ontology annotation, cellular component: cytosol; nuclear envelope. The transcript is spliced from 14 exons. Gene Ontology annotation, molecular function: nuclear export signal receptor activity; small GTPase binding. Gene Ontology annotation, biological process: protein import into nucleus; protein export from nucleus. The coding region runs from base 68 to 3229 and encodes 1053 amino acids.
CGGAUGCUUGCUUAUUUUGGGUUUACAUGCCUACGCUUUAUUCUUACGUUUAUCGCAUACUUCGGACAUGUCUUCCCCACCGGUUCAUUUCAUUCUGGCGAGUUUCUUGGACUUUCUCUUGUCUUUUGUGCGUGGAAACUUUCCACUCAUCUCCGCAAGAUCAUCGCUCUUGACCUCACCUCUCGGUCAACACUCGUCUCCCGGCUCACAUAGUGGAGCUUAUUCACUUGGAUACGACAGGGUUUUCUACAAAGUCAAUUGCAUCUUUAUUCUCCUUACCACCGAGUCCGCCAUGGAAGCGACACCAGAGAACUUUGCGGCGCUUUCGCACUAUCUGGUGCAGACGCUGGAUCCUACCACGCAGAAAGCAGCCGAGCAGAGUCUAGCGACCGUGGAAACACAGCCGAAUUUCCCGAUAGUGCUUCUGAAGCUGGUGCAGAACCCUGCCACCGAGCAAACGGUUCGGUUCGCUGGAUCCAUUUAUUUCAAGAACUAUGUGAAGAGGCAUUGGAGUCCGGAGGACGGAGCGCAAGAUGUGAUCGCUGUUCAGGACCGCGAUGCGAUAAAAACCUACAUCGUCGGACUCAUGCUGAGUGUACCGCAUGGGAUCCAGAUGCAGCUUGGCGAGGCUGUGUCGAUUAUCGCCGAUAUGGACUUUCCCGACUCUUGGGAGGGGUUGAUUCCGGAAAUCUUGAGCAAGAUUAGCCCCACCGAUUUUGAGUCCAAUGCUGGUCUGCUGCAAGUUGCUCACUCCAUCUUCAAGAGGUAUCGGUCUGCAAUGAAGUCGAAUGCUCUCUACAUCGAAAUCAAAUUCGUUAUCGAGCAAUUCGCUGCUCCGAUGUUGUCUCUCAUGCAGGCGGUCGAUUCGGCGAUCGAUGCAAAUGCUGGCAACGCGGCUGCUCUGCAGCCAUUGUUCACAUCGCUACUCCUCCUGACCCGAAUCUUCUACGACCUCAACUUCCAGGAUUUGCCGGAAUGGUUCGAAGACAAUCAAAAGGGGUACAUGGUGAUUUUCUUGAAAUACCUCAGCUAUGCCAACCCAGUCCUGAACACCGACACGGACGACGAAAUCGGGCCAAUCGAAAAGGUCAAGACCGCCAUUUGCGAGGUCAUUGAUCUGUGGGCCAAGAAGUAUGAGGAAGAGUUCAAGGACUGCCGGGAGUUCGUGACCGUAACAUGGGGCAUGAUGACGAGCGCAGGAACAGAGCAGAAGUACGACCUCCUGGUCAGCAAAGCCAUCGGCUUCCUGACCACAGUGGUGCAGUCAGGAAAAAACCACGACCUGUUUGCCAACCCCGACACCCUGCGGAGCAUCUGCGAACAAGUCGUGCUGCCAAACAUGAUGCUGAGGGAGUCCGAUGAGGAGUUGUUCGAGGACGACCCCAUCGAGUACAUCCGCCGAGACCUGGAGGGAUCCGAUACCGACACCCGCCGCCGCGCGGCAUCCGACCUCGUGCGUGGGCUCCUCGAGCACUUCGCGAAGGAGGUCACGGGCAUCUUCUCAACAUACGUGUCGCUCAACCUGCAAGCGUACGAGAAGAACCGCGAGGACAACUGGAAAGCCAAGGAUACAGCGAUCUAUCUGAUCACGUCGUUGUCUGCCCGAUCGUCCACGGCGCAAAUGGGUGUCACGAAAGUCAACGAGUUUAUGGACGUCCUGCCGAUCUUCACGACGCACAUCUUACCUGAGUUGCAGAGCCCGGCGGAAGGAUCUUCGCAUCCGAUCAUCAAAGUCGACGCCAUCAAGUUUUUGAUGAUUUUCAGGAGCCAGCUUACGAAGGAUCAACUGUCCAGUGUGUUCCCUUUCCUGCUGAACCACCUGCUGUCGACGAACUAUGUGGUUUACACAUAUGCGGCCGUUUGUAUUGAGCGUGUGUUGGCGACAAAGAUGGAGAACGGGGCAUUCCAGUUCCACGAAGGAGACAUCGCCGCGGUUGCCCAUCCCAUUCUAAAGCACUUAUUCGAUUUGAUCGAGAAGAAUGGGACAACGCCGGAGAAGUUGGCGGAGAACGACUACUUGAUGAAAGCCGCGAUGCGCAUCAUCAUUGUAGCGAAGCAUGAUUUGGAGCCGGUUGCGGUUGAGAUGGUUGGACGAUUGACACGAACCAUUGAGGCGCUCAGCAAGAACCCCAGCAACCCCAAGUUCACACACUACACUUUCGAAGCCCUUGCCGCUCUCAUCAGGUUCAUCUGCGCACGGAAACCAGCACUAGUAACCGAAUUCGAAGCCCUGCUAAUCCCCCCUCUCGUCGCCAUCAUCGACCAACAAAUACCCGAGUUCAUGCCCUACGCCUUCCAAAUCAUGUCGCAGAUGCUGGACUUCCACCCCGUCGGCCAGGUACCCGAAACGUACCAGAAGAUGCUCCACUCGCUGUUGAUGCCUGUGCUGUGGCAAUCGUCUGGAAACAUCCCGGCUCUGAUCCGUCUGCUCCGGUCGUACCUGUGUAAGGCGCCAACGCUGUUUGCCGAUGAGAAGGUGUUGCAGGCUGUGCUGGGGAUAUCGCAGAAGUUGAUUGGGUCGAAGAUCAACGAUCAUUGUGGGUUUGAAUUGUUGUGUGCUGUGUUUGAGUUCAUUCCAAGCCAAGCGCUGAAAGCGUACAUCCGGAAUAUUCUCACUGUGCUGCUUACGCGCAUGUCGCAGCAAAAGACAUCAAAGUAUACGCGCGGCUUCCUCAACUUCAUAACGUUCACAUUCAUGCUGAAGAAGGAGGACUAUGAUGUGGAUGUUGUUGUCGGUGCUUUCGACUCCAUUCAGAACAACCCUUUGUUCAGCAAUGUGUUGCAGAAUAUCCUGAUUCCGGAGCUUGGCGUCAUGAUGGCGCCCAAGGAGCGCAAGUCGGCCAUUAUUGGGUUCGGAAACUUGCUUGGUCAGAGCAAGAUUAUGCGUACCGCCCCAUACAUUGUUAUCUGGCCUAACCUGCUGAGCCACCUCGUCUACCUCUGCGACACUCCCCUGGCGCAAAACACAUCCACCACCGAAGAAGAGGAGCUCUACACAUUCGACAUCGAAGAUAACGCCGGUUACUCGGCCUCCUUCUCGAAGCUCACCGUCGUUGGCCACCAAGACAAGGACCUCACCGCCGCCGUCCCCGACGCCCGGAGCUUUCUCGCGCAGAACGUACUCGAAGCCGUGGCGAGCGACCCCAAGGUCCGGGAAGCCGUCAACGCCGAGAUGGCGCGCAAGUUCAACGAGUACCUGACUGCUGCUGUGCCUGCCCCGUUGCGGUAGUCCGACGGAAAUGAGAUUAAUGGAUCCUUUUUUUACUUGAGAGCAGGUUUCAGGCGUAGCGUAGGGUCUUCCCCUCCCCGGCAAUCUUUCCCGCAUAUUGUGUUUGUCGUGUAGUUGCUGCUCCACCCCGUUUGUGCGCACCUUAAUUUAGAUAGAAGUUCUUCACUCCUGUAAAGCCAUCCCUUCCCCCCGUCUUCCUCAACGUCACGUCAUAAUCCUCCCUGCCUCCGCUUCAUCGAAUCAUCGAGAGCUUGAUCAGAACAGGUUCCUGAGUUUUGGUGGUUCCCUGUCUUUCCCGUUUCGUUGUUG